Topomyia yanbarensis is the source of this 1293-nucleotide messenger RNA. RefSeq names its product GPN-loop GTPase 1. Bases 141 to 1271 code for a protein of 376 amino acids. The transcript has 3 exons. NCBI's taxonomy places the organism in Eukaryota, Metazoa, Arthropoda, Insecta, Diptera, Culicidae. The record is from RefSeq and is a predicted model, not a curated record. Gene Ontology annotation, molecular function: GTPase activity.
GCUUGGAACAAAAAAAAAACAAUAAUAGUUCAUAAACAAGCUAAAUUUAUUUAGUAAUUGGUAAUGUAAAUGACAAUCAAGCGUGUAUAAUCUGCAAAAGGUGCUUUACACAAAAAGAACAUUGUUUCGGAAAUUCUGCAAUGUCGACCAAGAAUGUAAACAUGCAAGUAGAAGACAAUGAACCAGCCGCUACAAAACGCAAACCAAUUUGCAUGAUUGUGCUCGGAAUGGCUGGUUCCGGUAAAACAACAUUCGUUCGUAAGCUAGCUCAAUACAAAAAUGAAGAACACAACCCGUAUCUCGUCAAUUUAGACCCUGCUUGCCGAGAAGUACCAUUCCCCGUGAAUAUCGACAUACGAGAUACCAUUAACUACAAAGAGGUUAUGAAACAGUAUAAACUCGGACCUAACGGAGGAAUCGUGACCGCCCUUAAUUUGUUCUCCACAAAGUUUGGCAAAGUGAUUGAGUUGAUCGAGCGGACAGAAGAGAAACACAAGUACUGCGUUAUUGAUACGCCGGGACAGAUCGAGGUGUUUACCUGGUCCGCUUCGGGGACAAUUAUUACGGAAGCACUGGCAACAGCAUUUCCGACGGUUGUUGUUUACGUGAUGGACAUUGUACGAUCUACGAGUCCUACGACGUUUAUGUCAAAUAUGCUGUAUGCAUGCUCUAUUCUUUACAAGGCACGACUUCCUUUCAUAAUUGUGCUGAACAAAAUCGAUGUGCAGGAAUUUUCUUUUGCCAUCGAGUGGAUGCAAGAUUUUGAAUCGUUCCAAGAAGCUUUAGAAAAUGAGACAACGUAUGUUAGUAAUUUAACUCGGACAAUGUCCCUUACUCUGGAUGAGUUCUACCGAGACCUGAAGACAUGCGGGGUUUCGUCACAAACUGGCAUCGGGUUUGGGAAGUUUUUUCAACUUGUCGAGGAAGCUGCCAAAGAAUACGAGAGCGAUUACAAGGCCGAAUAUGACAAGUUACGAAUCGAGAAAAUGAUCGAACAGAAACGAAUGCAGGAGGAACAGCUAGCAAAAAUCUCUCAGCAGGGGAAAGGCCAGGAGGUAUCGCUUGUAAGUGAGCUAAGCAGUGGACGGGAACGGGCGGAGAUUUAUCUAAAACAUCCAGGCAAUGAAAGCUCGGAAGAUGAGGAAGGUCACGAAGAUGAUGCUCCAGUGUGCCCAGGUGACGAUGAAGCAGAGGAAGCAAAUUUCAGAGCAUUUGUCAAAAAACACAAAGAAAUAAAUCAGGAUACGUCGAGGAAACAAUCUGGAAAAUAAAGACCAAGCAAACAGUAUCAAA